UCCAGAGGCGGAGCGGGCUCUCGGGAGCCGAGGUGCGAGCCACCGCAGUUCAGACCUUUCGGCACCUGUCGCACACCUGUGCCUUCCUCGCAGCAGCGCUGACGUUGACCUACGGGUGACUCGUGACUCUUGAUCGGCUGGUCAUGGCCUACCCAGGAUACGGAGGAGCGUUUGGAAACUUCAGUGGUCAUAUUCCAGGAAUGCAGAUGCAAAUGGGCCAGCCGAUGCCAUGUCCCAGUAUGUUCUCUGGCGGUUACCCUGGGUACCUGGCCUACUCUGACAGCUACCCUGCGGACGACUCUAUGUGGACUUACUUCACAGCUGUUGCUGGACAGGAUGGUGAGGUGGACGCAGAAGAGCUUCAGAGAUGCCUGACACAGUCUGGAAUUAGUGGGACUUACGCACCCUUCAGUCUGGAAACCUGCAGAAUUAUGAUUGCCAUGUUGGAUAGAGAUUAUACAGGAAAAAUGGGAUUCAAUGAAUUCAAGGAACUUUGGGCAGCUCUUACUGCCUGGAAGCAGAACUUCCUGACAAUUGAUCAAGACCAAAGUGGCUCUGUAGAACAUCAUGAGCUGAGUCAAGCCAUUGCUCUUAUGGGUUAUAGGUUGAGUCCUCAGACAUUAGCUGCUAUUGUUAAACGCUACAGCAAGAAUGGCAGAAUUUUCUUUGAUGACUAUGUUGCCUGCUGUGUGAAGCUUCGUGCCCUGACAGAUUUCUUUAGGCGAAGAGAUCACUUGCAACAAGGGAUUGUGAACUUCAUGUAUGAGGAUUUUCUGCAGGGCACUAUGACAAUUUGAAAUCCUCGCAUUCCAAAGGUGCAGAAAUACUGAAGAAUUCUUCUGCUUCCCUCGAACAGACUGGACUACCUAGAAUUAAGAGUUUGAUGAACUUUUUUGUAUCCCUCUCUGUUAAAGCUCCUCCCAUCCCUUCUGUUAUUUAACCUGAAAGCACAGUUCAAUGCAAUAACGUUUUUUUUUAUUUGGGAAUAUAUUAUUUUUGGAAAAAUUAUGGCAGUGCAGAUAUAUGCAUGCUGUCUUGAAAUGUUGUUAAUGAAAUGUAGCUAAUUGAUAUCAGCGUAUCUGAGCCUUAGUUGUUUUUUUUUUUUAACAAUAAUAGGAUAUAGGAAUAUAGUCUCAUGACAGAUUGCCUAUGAAGCCAAAUAAUUAAAGUCUAGGUAAAAUUUUUAUAUUAUCUAAAGGUUACAAGUGAUGCUUCUGAUUUUGUUCAUGCCUGUGGGUGUUUCUGGGAGCUAGCUGGUCAGAGGGGACGUCUGCGCUUGUUGCUGUCCCUGGGUUUUGAUUACACCAUCAGAGAACAGAACCUCAUGUUCUUGUCCUAUGAAUAAGAAAACUGUGGCUCCUAAAACUUGAUCUGAAUUUGGGUCUGUCAGCCUACAGUAGUAGGUAUUGUGUUACCUGUUUUUUAUUUCAUUGUUUAUUUUCCUACAAUGUAUUUUAUUGUCUUCCUAUUUUUUUUCUUUUAAAAACAAUCUCUGUUUUUUGUGUAGCUUUGUUUUGUGAGACAGGAUCUUACUACACAAACUCAUGGUCCUCCUCCCUUGUCCCGCCCCCCCCAUUAUAUGCAGAGAUUCAAGGCCUGCACACCCAUGCCCACCUAAAAGUUUUAAAAUGAUGAUACCUUUCUCGUUCAUUAGUGAUGGCAUGGAUAACCUAAAAUGUCAUUUUUCUCUAAGUUGACCAGUUUUGGAGAAUGACACAUUUGAGUGAAGGGUCAGCAUUCAUUCGUGUUUGUUCUUUAAACCUAAGCGCUGCCCCUAGGUUAGGGCAACAGUUUAUAGGCAUUUCUGGGGAAUUUUCUAUAGAGAUUUCAAGUAGUCACCAGGUUUUUCCGAAUUAAGUUCUCUGGUAUAAGAUGUCAGAGUUAAUUUAGUUUCUCACAUGAAAAACACCCUGUCUUUGUUGAUGAAGAUUUGAUGGACCACUGAAUUUUCAUGUAUUUUAAUUGAAUAUAUGUCUAGUUGAAAAAAAAUGCUCAUAGAUAUAAUUUUAUUUUAACUGGUGACCAAAUUAAAUGUUUUUUAAAGAAAACGCCAUGUUUUGUUUUGUUUUAAUGGACAGACCUUUUUUAUAAAUACGGAAAACUUAAAAUCAGCUCUUCCUUGAGAAGAUCCUGGAAAGAAGUGAUGUCUAAUCAUUUUGACAUUGAUUCCUCUAUAGUGGGCUGUCAAAUCCAUCUGGUCAGUUUUAUGAGGAGUGGCUGAUGAAUACUCCACAGGCAUUGUCCUUGGAUUGUUUGUCUCAUGACCACAUAUUUGAUAACCUGAAAGAAGAGUAACUGAACCACUGAAUCAUGUGCAGAGUCUGGAGCUGGUGUGGGGAAAAGGAAGCCACAUUAUGAUGUUAUAAAUUAUCGACUAGUGAACACUCGUGAUGAAUAAGUGCUUUUAUUUAUACAGUAAACAUGUUUCCAUGUCGUUUUGGGAAUUUUUUUAAAUAAACAUUCAAAUAGCUUGCUGUAAAGUUUUGUAUCAUACAAAAUUUGUUACAUAUAUACUGUUAUGAGAUGCGUCAGUUCAAACAACAGUGCAUUAAUUCAGCUGUUAUCUAAAAGAUUGCCAAAUGAUUAAAUGUCAGGUAUUGCACUUCUAGUUUGAGUGGCAGUUUAUACAUUUUAAAUUACAUCAAGGGAAAAAUCGAUACUAUGGAAUCUGAUUUGGUCCACUUUAAAUGUAUUUUAAGGACUGUGCUCAUUAACCUAUUUUAGGCAUGCAUUCAGAAAAAGAAAGUAACAAAUAUAUAUUCAAGUUAUAUAUUUAUUUCCAGAAAAGGCAUUUACCCUGGAAGAAAGUCGAAUUUAUCAAGGUAGUUUAAACUCUGUGCAAUUGAAAAGUAACAAAAUCAAUUUGUGGUAUUUCUUUAAUUAAAAUGUACAAAUCAGGUUCACUUGUAAUCUUAUGAUAUUACUAACUGGACAAGCAAAAUAAAUACUAUUUGUGAGAAA
Mesocricetus auratus (golden hamster) is the source of this 2961-nucleotide messenger RNA. RefSeq names its product grancalcin (gene Gca). Lineage: Eukaryota; Metazoa; Chordata; Mammalia; Rodentia; Cricetidae. Gene Ontology annotation, molecular function: calcium ion binding. The record is from RefSeq and is a predicted model, not a curated record. The transcript is spliced from 8 exons. Bases 144 to 797 code for a protein of 217 amino acids.